GUUGUGUGUUCAUAAUGUAGUCAAAACAAAUACAUCUCUCUCUCUUGCUUUUUUUUUUUCUCUUUCCGACCUAAUAAAGUGAACUAGCACAUAAAGCCAGCAUACAAACAAUCUAAAACAUUCUUUCUUGCAAUAAGAACAGCUGCAGACAAAUUAAGGAGGUGAAUACGAUCCUUUCUUUCCCUUUCCCUCUCUCCCUCUCUCUCUCUCUCUAUCUCUGAAGUCAUCAGUUGCUUUUUUUCCUUCCUUUUCUUCUGAACUACGGAUGCUGCUUCAUGGCCACGGGGUUUGCAGGAUUUUAAACCGGUAAAGCCCAUGGACGAGAUGGCAUCUAAUUCAUGUGGAAGGCCUGGUGUAGAGAGAAAACCAAGGCCUCAAGAGCAAUUGAACUGUCCAAGAUGUAACUCAACCAAUACCAAGUUUUGUUACUAUAACAACUACAGUCUCACACAACCAAGAUACUUUUGCAAGACUUGCAGAAGGUACUGGACUGAAGGAGGAUCUCUUAGAAAUGUUCCUGUUGGAGGAGGUUCAAGAAAGAACAAGAGAUCUACAUCAUCGUCAGUGGCAACAUCUUCGUCUAAGCUCCCUGAUCUCAACCCACCAAGCCUCUCACACUUCUCUUCUCAAAACCCUAAGAGUACCCAUGAAGGUCAAGACCUUAAUCUGGCAUUCCCAGCUAUGCAGGAUAGUCAAGGUAUAUCUCAUUAUACUGAAGUGCCCAAAACUGAAAAUAGGAACAACAAUCAACAUAACUCUUCUUCUUCUCCCUAUACUUCUUCUCCAAUUUCAGCUAUGGAGCUACUAAGGAGUGGAUUUGCUUCUAGGGGUUUGAAUACUUUUAUCCCAACACCGAUGCCGGAUUCAAAUACACUUUAUUCUUCUGGUGGAUUCCCUUUGCAAGAACUGAGACCAACUCUGAGCUUUCCUGCUGAUGGGCUUGGAAGUAGAUAUGGAAUUCAAGAAAAUAGUGGGAGGCUUUUAUUUCCAUUUGGUGAGCUGAAACAGCUUUCAAGCACAACGUCUGAAGUUGAUCAAAACAAGGGACAGGGGGGUUCAAGUGGAUACUGGAAUGGAAUGUUUGGCGGAGGAUCAUGGUAAAAGAAAGAAGAAAGAGACAAAGAGACAAAGAAACUGCUUUAUCUUCUUUCUUUGCACUCCUUUUCACAUGCAUGGUAUUAGGUCACAUGUUGAAAGCUGUUCAUGACUAACAUAUAUAGGAUACAUAUGGUUUCUUUUUUGCUUUGCUUUAUAUCCCUCUCUUUACUCUUUGAGCAGUGUAACAAUUUUGAAGCUCAUUUGGUUUUUGGCUUCAAAAAGGGUUCUUACACAUAUAAUGUUGUCAAGAUAGAGGAAGAUUUGAAUACGAGUCUGGGUUUUCUCAUGGCAGUAUGGCUUGUAUUCAUAAAGGCUUCUAUCAGAACUUGCACCUGAAGUAUUAUUGUAUUGAGUGUCCAGAGUUGGUUCAGUUAAGUUUGCAAUGAGAAUGAGAUUUGGAAGAA
This is a messenger RNA of Populus trichocarpa (black cottonwood), 1502 nucleotides long. RefSeq names its product dof zinc finger protein DOF3.7. NCBI's taxonomy places the organism in Eukaryota, Viridiplantae, Streptophyta, Magnoliopsida, Malpighiales, Salicaceae. The coding region runs from base 316 to 1101 and encodes 261 amino acids. Gene Ontology annotation, molecular function: DNA binding; DNA-binding transcription factor activity. Gene Ontology annotation, biological process: regulation of DNA-templated transcription. The transcript has 2 exons. The record is from RefSeq and is a predicted model, not a curated record.